Molecule: messenger RNA, 3834 nt
Organism: Nematolebias whitei (Rio pearlfish)
Lineage: Eukaryota; Metazoa; Chordata; Actinopteri; Cyprinodontiformes; Rivulidae
Gene: tex2
Product: testis expressed 2
Exons: 13
Coding region: 214-3774 (1186 amino acids)
Cellular component (GO): endoplasmic reticulum
Molecular function (GO): lipid binding
Source: RefSeq, a predicted model, not a curated record
GUUUCGUGUGGCGUGAAGCGAGGUGUCAGGUGCGGGGCAGGGCGGGGGACAGGCGGGCUCCAGACCUCCGCAUCCCGCAGACUCAGCGCCUGGUGCGGCCUGCGGAGGAAGCUCUGCCCGGCUCCAUCCCACCAGGCUCCAUGUGCUGUUCGCCAGUGGAAGAGGACAUUGAAUGCCUCUAAAAGCUGCAGGCUGUGAGCCCUGUGCAGGGUGAUGAUGAGCACUCAGGGCAGCAGCAGCAAAAAGGGAAGUGGCCAGCAUGCCGACACUCCGCCCCUACGUCACCCGUCUGGACCCAAGCUGCAAGUGCAGCGUUCUCACUCUCGAGACACCAUCACCAUACAUUUCUCCGCUCUGGGGAAAGAGGAGGAAGACGAUGACGAGGAGCUCUAUAGGAUACCUGUAGGGCCUGCGGCUCCAGGGGGAGCUCAGAUUCGAGAGACAGGGACAGACGACCAGUAUGUCGCCAAAGGCUUGGAGGCAAAAGAGGAGCUACUGUUUGACUCGUCCAGUGUGGAAACUUCUGGAGCUGCUGUACUGCCUGUUUCAUCAACCACCCUGUCUGUGCAGCUAUCAGACCCCCACCUGCACACAUCGUCUCAUGCUAUGUCUAUUACCUCUGUCUCCGCCCACUCCCACUUAAGCUCCACACCUCCCACCAGCUCCUCCUGGCCUUCUGAUCGACCAGCCCAGCCCCCAUCCACAAGUUCCUCUUCCCCCUGCAAGUCUGGAGCCCUCUCGUCCUCCAAGCCUUUUCUCAGCCUCGUUAGGUCUUUGUCUAAUGAUGUCGACUCUCGAGAAGCUGCUCCUGCAGCCACCACCGUCUUACCACCACAUGCACGACACAGACACUUAAUGAAGUCUUUUGUAAAGUCUCUGUCCACAGACACUUCCAGAGCCGAACACCAGGAAGGGCCUCUUCAUCACCACCCUCAACAUCAGCAAGUCCAAUCUUCCCAUCGGACCCCACCUCGCAACAUGCAGCUUUUCAAGCAGUUCUCCCAGCCUCGGUUAUCUUCCUGUCCUGUCGCAGUCACUCAAGCAGGCGGAGACUCCAAAACAGCCCCCUCCUCCCCCAUUAUGUCUCCAGAUGGGAGGUCCUUCUUCAAAGUCCAAGAGGUGGAGGCCAAGAUAGAAGACACCAAGAGGAGAUUGUCAGAAGUGAUGUCAGAUCCCUUGCAGCUUUUUUGUAAGAUUAUGGGGGAUGAGACUAGUGGGGGGACUUCUGGAAGUGCUGCCCUUCGUGCCAAAUCACUGUCCUCCAGUGCAUCAGAGCUCAGUGGAGCAACAGCGGUUAAUGGACACACGGAAACCAACAACUACAGCAUCAAGGAGGAAGGGGCUGAGGGUGACGAAGAUGAAGAAACCCUGACAGAAAAGGGCCACGAUACUAAUUUUUUCUCCUUCGCAUCACUGUCACUAGCGCCAUCUGUCAAUCAAACCUCAACAUCCACUCUCCACAAGUCUCCUUCCCUCAUGCUGGGACGCUGCUCAAUGUCGGCCCUCGCCGCUCGACAGGAAGAUGAAGACUUCUGUGAACUGUACAGCGAAGACUUUGAGGUGUGUACUGACACAGAGACUCCAGAUGGGGACCGAUCCUUUUCCCAGCAGCCCCAUACUGGGAGCAUUGGUUUGUGUAGUGAACUUGAUGUAGAGGACGGAAGGUUGGAAGAGGAGGUAGAGAAUGUGCCUGUGACCAGCCUUGUUUUCUUAACACAGUUGGUGUAUUGGUAUUUAGUCCUUCCAGUGCCUCCAUGUGUUUGUGCUGUGGUGCAUGGGAUUGUAGCUGGGUUCAUGCUGGCCUUGCUGGUCCUUUGGAUGUCGUCACCUCGGCGCGCCUCUUCAGGGAUCCGGAUACUGCAAAGAAGGAAAGAGCAGCAGAUUUUCUCCCAGGUUGAUGUCAAAGAACCAGAAAUAUUCAAGGGCUGGAUGAAUGAGAUCCACAGCUACGACCCGGAGAUGUACCACGCCACCCUGACCCACUCUGUUUACGUCCGGUUAGAGGGCUCCGUUCUGCGUCUGUCCAAGCCCAACCGGAACAUCUCCCGCCGUGCCGCACACAAUGAGCCUAAACCCGACGUCACUUACAUCAGCCAGAAGAUCUACGACCUGACCGACAGCAGGAUCUACCUGAUGCCCCAGAGCUUGGCCAGGAAGAGGGUGUGGAACAAGAAGUAUCCCAUCUGCAUUGAACUGGCCAAGCAGGACGACUUCAUGUCCAAGGCUCAGGGAGAAAAGUCUGAAGCUGGGGAGGACAAGUCAACAGGGCUGGGUGAGAAGGUGGAGCGAACAGACAGGACUGAGCGACCUGAGAGCUCGGCGUCGGUGGAAGAACCCAAACGAUCAACCUGUGGAAGAGCGGAUCUGACAAUCUAUUUGUUUGGGAGGACUGGUCGGGAGAAGGAGGAAUGGUUUCACAGAUUUCUUCAGGCGUCCCAAAUGAAGUCGGAGGGCAGAGGUAGCGGCCUGUCUGCCACCAUCUGCAAGAGUGCCUUCUUGCCCUCUAACAGCCGCAGCGGCAGCGUCCCGUCUGCUGGAGGCCUGGAGGCUGACAGCAGGAGCAGCAGCAGGGGGAGCCAGGAGGAGCUGUCUCAGCUCCGACACAGAGAGGCCUCCGCUUCUCUCUCCUGCGGUUCUGCUGGAGGGACGAAGCAGAAGAUGCUGUUGGACUAUAACAUCUACAUGGCCAAAUACGUUAGCCCUCAGGCAGCACCGAGAAGCCCGAGUGGCGCUGACAGCCCUGAGCACAGCCCCGAGAGCAGCCCCAAAACUACCAAAAAGUUGUGCAGGGGUUCAGAGGAGACUGCAGAGCCCGAGGCCUGGGUCAAUGCUUUUCUGGGAAGGAUAUUCUGGGACUUUCUACGAGAGAAGUACUGGGCCAGCGUCGUCUCCAAAAAGAUCCAAAUGAAGCUCAGUAAGAUCAGGCUGCCGUACGUGAUGAAUGAGCUCACCCUGACCGAGCUAGAUAUGGGAUUUUCCAUUCCUAAGAUCCUCCGUGCCUCCAAACCGUGGGUGGACCACCGAGGUCUGUGGUUUGAUCUGGAGGUGUCCUACACAGGCUCCUUCCUCAUGACCCUGGAGACCAAGCUGAACCUGGCCCGUCUGGGGAAGGAAGGCGAGGGACUUGGGGAACACGGAAAAGAAUGGUCAAGGCCGAGGACGUACUGUCUGGCGGAUAGUGACGAGGAGUCGUCCAGUGCUGGCUCGUCAGACGAGGAGGAUCCCCCUGACCUGAUCAGUGACAAACCCAGCCUGCCUGCGUCCGAGGGCUAUGUAGGAGGUCACAGACCCAGCAAGAUCAUGCGCUUCGUGGACAAGAUUGCCAAGUCCAAGUACUUUCAGAAGGCCACGGAAACGGAGUUCAUUAAGAAGAAGAUGGAGGAGGUGUCCAACACACCCCUGCUGCUCACCGUGGAGGUGCAAGAGUGCCGAGGGACGCUGGCUGUCAACAUCCCACCUCCCCCCACGGACAGGAUAUGGUAUGGUUUCCGGAGUCCUCCUCACCUGGAGCUGAAAGCGCGGCCUAAACUGGGUGAAAGGGAGGUCACUCUGGUUCAUGUGACUGAGUGGAUCGAGAAGAAGUUGGAUCAGGAGUUCCAGAAAAUAUUUGUGAUGCCAAACAUGGAUGACAUAUGGCUACCCAUAAUGCACUCUGCCAUGGAUAUGCGCUCGAACGCCAACUUGGUGACUGUGACAGACGAUGCCUUGAAGGAUCCAGAGCUGCAGGAGUCUGACGUCUCCGACGUGAAGUCUGCAGUUCAGCACGUGCAAUGACUGACAUUUCAUCUUGGAAGCAAAGGUGCAGCUACAGACUCGGAGGACUUUUAAACUUUU